Paramecium pentaurelia is the source of this 616-nucleotide messenger RNA. The record is from the annotation of a GenBank genome assembly. NCBI's taxonomy places the organism in Eukaryota, Ciliophora, Oligohymenophorea, Peniculida, Parameciidae.
AUGAAGGAUAACAGCAUCAUUUAGAAUUAAAUAUAGAUUAUUUUGAGUCUAAAAUUAUUUGGUUUUACUUUUAACUCUAGAAUCAACAGAUUUGAGUAAAUGAAAAUAUAAUUAGAUAAAAGCACCAUGAAACAAGCUUAAAUAUAAAAUAUCCGUUUAAUGAUAUUAGAAUCAUUAUGAAUUUUGGUGGAGAUUGAAAGCAUAAAUGUGAGGAAAGUAUUUAUUUAUACAAUCAAAAAAAUCUGAAAACUUAAUACAUUCCAGGUAAAAUGAUAUUGAAAUUAUUUGGAUCUUCAUUAUUGUCAUUCGAUUUAGACUAAGAAUUUAUAGACUGGAAUCGUUUGAGCCAUAUAGAAAUUGCAAUUGUUAAAAUAAAGAGAAUUUUGAGAUACUUGGAGUAAAUUUGAAAUAAUUAGAUAAAAUAAUUUUUGUUUCGGAUAAUUAUAACUUUGAUAACUUUGCUUUUUCUGGACGGUUCAAAUUUAUUAAGGUAGUUUCAGCAUCAGAUGAAUUAUUUUAUCAAUCAACCAAAUUAGCAUAGAAUUAUCAAGGCUAUUAUCCGAUCUCAAUUUAUCCCUUUUUAACUAUGAGUUAAACUUUUUCCUGCUGGAAAUGA